AUGCCGCCUGCCGCUGAUAUUCUCAACGACCCUGAUAUCGCACAGGCAUACGAAGAUGUGCGGUCAGACAAAUCGGACACGACGUGGCUCAUCCUCAAGUAUGCUUCCGCUACUUCAGACAACCUGAAGCUGGCCGCCACAGGCACAGGCGAGAUUGCUGAGAUGACAGAGAGUCUCGGGGACGACGAGGCUGCGUAUGCAUAUGUGCGAAUGAAGCUGGGAAACGACGAGUACAGUGAGCGCGUCAAGUUCGCUUUUGUGGUUUGGCAAGGUCCCCAUACAAAAGUCAUGCGCAAAGCCAAGAUGAGUUUCCAGAGUGGACAGGUCAAGCAGGUCAUCAGGACGUAUGCUGUCGAAAUCCAGACGGGUGACAAGAAGGAUUUGGAUGCCGAAGCUGUGACGCUCAAGUUGAGAAAGGCAAUGGGUGCAAACUAUGACCGGCAAACAACAAACUACUAA
Bipolaris zeicola 26-R-13 is the source of this 459-nucleotide messenger RNA. RefSeq lists its product as uncharacterized. Gene Ontology annotation, biological process: regulation of actin filament polymerization. The transcript is spliced from 4 exons. The record is from RefSeq and is a predicted model, not a curated record. Gene Ontology annotation, cellular component: site of polarized growth; actin filament; cortical actin cytoskeleton. Lineage: Eukaryota; Fungi; Ascomycota; Dothideomycetes; Pleosporales; Pleosporaceae. The coding region runs from base 1 to 459 and encodes 152 amino acids. Gene Ontology annotation, molecular function: actin filament binding.